AUGUCUGCAGAUGCUUUCGGAGGGAGCAGCGAUGCCCAGCAAACCCUGCAGUCCUUCUGGCCCCGUGUCAUGGACGAGAUCAGGAACCUGACAAUGAAGGAUUUUCGUGUGCAGGAGUUGCCUCUAGCUCGAAUCAAAAAGAUUAUGAAGCUGGAUGAAGAUGUUAAGAUGAUUAGUGCUGAGGCCCCAGUACUAUUUGCAAAAGCCGCUCAGAUCUUCAUCACAGAGCUCACUCUCCGAGCUUGGAUCCACACUGAGGACAACAAGAGGCGCACACUGCAGAGGAAUGACAUUGCCAUGGCGAUAACAAAGUUUGACCAAUUUGACUUCCUUAUUGACAUUGUGCCCCGGGAUGAUCUGAAACCUGCCAAACGACAGGACGAUGUCCGUCAGUCGGUGGCCCCAGCCGAGCCGGUUCAGUACUACUUCACCUUGGCUCAACAGCCUGGAGGAGUGCAGGUGCAGAGUGCACAGCAGCAGCAGCCAGGGGCACAGGCAACCACCAUUCAGCCUGGCCAGAUUAUCAUCGCACAGCCACAGCAAGGACAGAUGCUGCAAGGUGCUACAAUGCAGCAACUACAGCAAAUGCAGGUGCAAUCACAAGGCACACCCAUCACGAGUGCUCCAGUUGCUAUGCAAGUGGGUGAGGGCCAACAAGUACAAAUUGUCCAGACUGCCCAAGGUCAGGCGCAGACUGCUCAGGCCCAGGGGCAGACGAUGCAGGUCAUGCAGCAGAUCAUCACCAACACAGGAGAGAUCCAGCAAAUUCCGGUGCAGCUAAAUGCAGGUCAACUACAAUACAUCCGUCUCGCUCAGCCCGUUUCUGGAGCUCAGGUGGUUCAAGGACAGCUUCAGACUCUCGCCAAUACCCAGCAGAUUACACAGUCAGAAGUACAAGGGCAGCAGCAAUUUAACCAGUUUACAGACGGACAGCAGCUCUAUCAGAUUCAGCAGGUGACGAUGCCCGCGGGACAGGAGCUGACCCAGCCUAUGUUUAUCCAGUCGACCAAUGCUGCGGGGGAAACCCAGGUCAGAUCAAUGCAACUGUGGUCAGAAGAAUUAAGCCGUCUGCUCCUGGACCUUGUGAUAGAGCCUCAGCUGCAGUGGGCUCUGGGACACAGUUACCCACCAGACGAGACUUAG
Knipowitschia caucasica is the source of this 1143-nucleotide messenger RNA. NCBI's taxonomy places the organism in Eukaryota, Metazoa, Chordata, Actinopteri, Gobiiformes, Gobiidae. The record is from the annotation of a GenBank genome assembly.